GUGCUGCGUGACGUCACCAACCGGAGCCGCGCACGCACCGCCCCCUUCUGCGCCUGACUGACUAGACGUGACCGAGCUGAACCGAGCGGUACCGGAGAGAGAGUGAGCAAGGAUGGCGGCGGACCAGAGGCAACGCUCCCUCUCCACCUCCGGGGAGUCACUGUACCACUCUCUAGGACUGGACAAAAAUUGCACAUCCGAUGACAUAAAAAGAUGUUACAGGAAGCUAGCGCUGAAAUAUCACCCGGACAAGAACCCGGAUAACCCAGAGGCGUCUGAGAAGUUCAAGGAGAUCAACAACGCACACGGUAUCCUGACAGACUGCACAAAGCGCAACAUCUAUGACAAGUACGGGUCCCUCGGCCUCUACGUGGCCGAGCAAUUCGGGGAGGAGAAUGUCAACACGUACUUUGUGCUGUCCAGCUGGUGGGCGAAGGCGCUCUUCAUGUUCUGUGGCCUGGUCACAGGCUGUUAUUGCUGCUGCUGUCUUUGUUGUUGCUGUAAUUGCUGCUGCGGGAAGUGUAAACCUCGGCCUCCGGAGGCGGAGGAUCCAGACUUCUAUGUGUCGCCCGAAGACCUGGAGGCACAGGUGCAAAACGACGAGCGGGAUACCUCUGAUAUCCCUGUGAUGGUACAGCCUAGCUCCGCCACCGAGACCACACAGCUCACCAGCGACUCCCACGCCAGCUACCGCACCGACCCAUUCAACUGAGCGUGUGUGGGGCCCCUGGUUCUAGGAUUAGAGAGGAGGGGGGGAGAACUGAUUCAACCCUACAACCCCCUGUGUAAACAUGGCCCCCCCUCCACCCCCUCCCCCCCAAACCCUUCAUCUGACCAGCUAUUAUCUCAUCCCCUCGCUGGGGAGACAGGCGCAUGCUCACCACUCACCCUCCUGCCCCACCCUCCAUGAUCAAAUCUUUUUAAUUUAUUUUUAUUUUUUGUUGAAGUCUAGUUUUUAAUGGGUAUAUUUUUGUAAUGGGGACCUGUUACUACUGCACCCCUCCCUUCUGUGUUUGACCCCCUCCGUUGUCUGGGAGCGCCAAUCCCGUGUACCAUAUUUCAGGUCGGCCUCGACGGGCUGCAAACUCGUCCUCGGUUUAAUCACUUCCUGUUUCAUCGGCUACUGGACGACCACCCCCUGAAGAAUUUUUACCUGUAUGUCACGUUGUAGUCUGCGUGUGUGAAGGAGUGUGAGUGUGUGUGUGGCCGGCAAAGCCAGUUCUGUAGUGCGCAAGACACGGGACGCUGGCUAGUCCGCCGAUUUUUCUCCUGGCGUGGAAAGGGGGUUCUAGAAAAUAAGUUUUUUGCUGCUGUAUGUACGUGAUACUUUUUAUGAAUCUCAUUGUUUAGUGAGGAACAUUCCUUAUAUGCAGCUUUUUUUAUUUUU
Molecule: messenger RNA, 1387 nt
Organism: Rana temporaria (common frog)
Lineage: Eukaryota; Metazoa; Chordata; Amphibia; Anura; Ranidae
Gene: DNAJC5
Product: DnaJ heat shock protein family (Hsp40) member C5
Exons: 5
Coding region: 113-712 (199 amino acids)
Biological process (GO): regulation of synaptic vesicle cycle
Cellular component (GO): presynapse; intracellular membrane-bounded organelle; membrane
Source: RefSeq, a predicted model, not a curated record